UUUUGUAUUCUGAAGUGUUGUGAACAAGUCGAAGUUAAUUAUUAAUUUGCGUUUUGUAUCCAUAAGUCAUAAUGGAAUACGAGGUGACUUCUGAAGAAAUUGAAGUGGUGCCGCCAAGUAACACUUUAAGUAAUGACGAAAUCUAUCGUCGUUGUAUCGCUAAGGAAAAUGUAAAAAGUGUUACUUUAGGCGAUAAACGCUGCUUUAAAACUGAUGAUCCGGAAGAAGUUAAGGAGUUAGACAUGUUUUAUGAGGAAUUGUUCUAUUUUUUAACAAUUCCGCGUUUGAUCCAUAACGAUCACAUGGUGGCAGUGUGGGAUUUUGAAAAGAAGGCUGCGCGUGUUGUCCGGCAGAAAGGUAAAAUGGACAAAUUUGGAUAUACGUACAAUAAAGCAUUGUAUUUAGAAAACUAUGAAGCGUUGUUUUUAUUGGAAACUGAUCGUCUGAAAAUGGAUUAUUAUAAUUUACCAAUUACACUAGAACAAGCAUAUUUGUUGUUUAUUGGUGAAGAAGCUUCACUUCAGUAUGCAGAAUAUAUGGUAUAUACUACACUAACCCGAAAGGGGAUUGUAGUGCAAAAAUAUAAGAAUUGCAGUUAUGAUUGCGAAGCAGUAACUAAAACAGAUUGCAUAUGGGCGAUACUUAAAAAUGAGCUGUACGAUCUACCUAUACCGGAUCGUAUUAGUGCUUCAAAAUAUUUUACUGAAAUGAAAUCAGGCAUGAUUAAAAAUCAAAACCUUAUAAGAGAAAGUCAAUCAGGUUUUAACGAUGAUGAGUUACCAGAAAGCAGUAACACAAAGCGUAUUAACUUUGCCCAAAGGAUUUAUUGUAAUACUGAUUAUAAAACAGAAAGUGUUUGGCAACCAAAUCGCCAGCCACCUGUGUUAAAAUCAUCGGGCCAUUUAGAAGAGAUAAAAAAACUGUUGGAUCGUAAAAAGUUUAAAGAUGUGUUUGAAAAAUUAGAGAUCAUUAAAUUGAAAACUAAUAUUAAGAACCCUGACACUUGCAGGAAAUUUAAUAUCAGUUUUGAUUUAUAUGAGCCUAAAGGAUUUCGAAAAAGCAAUCCUGGUGUACCGGUGUGUCGUUUGAUUAUAUUUCAUUCAGAUGACAAAUUUCCAACUCAUGAUGAAAUGCUUAUGUGCUAUUGCCAACAAAUACAUCCGACUAAUUUAAUAUUCGUAUCAGUUAGCGAAUCAAAUCAAAUACAUGGAUUUCAUUGCACAUUUACAUAAAAUUGUAACGAAUUGUAAA
Molecule: messenger RNA, 1251 nt
Organism: Teleopsis dalmanni
Lineage: Eukaryota; Metazoa; Arthropoda; Insecta; Diptera; Diopsidae
Exons: 4
Coding region: 72-1232 (386 amino acids)
Biological process (GO): tRNA-type intron splice site recognition and cleavage
Cellular component (GO): tRNA-intron endonuclease complex
Source: RefSeq, a predicted model, not a curated record